AUGCCAAUUAAGUGUUUUAACUGUGGUAAACUGGGCCAUAGAAAGGCCGACUGUUGGUCCUUAAGGGACGGUAAUAGAGAGCAUAAACCAGUUGCUUUGGUAAGCAGGGUAAGUGCUGAUAGAGAGAUUAGUGCAUUAAGUGAGGGUGGGAAAAGCCCUGGGUUCUCCGAUUUGGAGAGAUAUAAGUCAUUUGUGUCUUAUGGUAGUGUAGCUACAGAAAGUGGUAAGGGCAGAAGAGGAUUAGUUAUUCUCAGAGAUACAGGGGCCCUACAGUCAUUGAUUUUGAAAAGGGCAUUGCCUGAAGGUUUAGAGUUUGAGGAUAAGGAAAAGGUUUUGAUUAAGAGUUUUCCAAAAGAAAUAAUCUCUUGUCCGUAUGAGACUGUGGUUCUGGAGUCUGAUUAUGCAACGGGUCCGGUUAGGGUUGCCGUUGUGGAAGAAAUUCCUGUAGAGGGAGUAGAUUUAAUAUUGGCCAACGAUAUUGGUGGUAAUAGGGUUUUAAGUAACCCACGGUUACUUAGCUAUCCUCAGUUUUGUGCAAGCAUGGAGAGCUUGGAAGGAGAAUUUCCUGGUAUUUUUCCCGUGUGUGCUAUUACACGGUCAAUGCGGAAAUUGGAAGCUAGUAGGGAUUCUAAGAUUGACUUCUCGAAGUUUUUUCUGGGAAAAUUUGGUGAUUGUUCUGAACAAGGUAAGGUUUUAGCUGUAUCUAGAGAGAAAUUCAUAAAGGAUCAGGAAAAUGACCUAGAGCUAGCAGAGAUAGCUGCAAAGGCUUUUUCAGAUAAGGAAAUUGAGAACAUUCCAGUUGGGUAUUAUGUCGAAAAUGGAUUAUUGAUGAGAAAAUUUAGAGCCUCUAAGGUUGCUGCCGAUGAAGAAUGGAAAGUUAAUUACCAAAUAGUCGUUCCUCCAAAUUACAGACCCUCUAUUUUACAUUUGGCACAUCAGAAUCCAUUUAGUGGCCAUUUCGGAGUCAAUAAAACUUUUUACAAAUUAACUAAACACUUUUAUUGGCCUGGGAUUCAUUCUGAUGUUAAAGUAUUUUGUAAGACUUGCCAUGUGUGUCAAAUGAUCGGAAAACCGAACCAAAAGUUGACUAAAGCUCCCCUUGAACCCAUACCAGCCAUGGAAGAACCAUUCCAUAGGGUAAUAGUGGACAUUGUUGGCCCAUUGCCAAAGUCAAAAGGUGGAAAUCAGUAUAUACUUACGAUCAUGGACAGAUCCACUAGGUAUCCUGAGGCCAUUCCGUUGCGGAAUGUCUGCUCUAAGAAUAUUGUAAAUGGGAUGUUACAAUUUUUCACUCUGUUUGGAUUGCCUAAAGAGGUUCAGUCGGACCAGGGUUCAAAUUUCUUGAGCAAUAUAUUUAGACAGGCAAUGCAGGAACUAGGAAUCAGGCAGGUAACUUCAUCAGCGUACCAUCCUCAGAGCCAAGGGGCUGUAGAAAGGUACCAUCAAACCUUGAAGACCAUGUUGAGAAAAUUUUGUUUAGAGAACAAAAGCGAUUGGGAUAAAAGUCUGCCCUUCCUUCUGUUUGCCUCCAGAGAAAUCCCUAAUGAGUCGUUAGGGUUUUCCCCUUUCGAGUUAGUAUUUUGUCAUCAGGUUAGAGGACCUUUAAAAUUGAUUAAAGAUCAGUGGAUUAAUAAUGUUGAAGAUUCUAAUUUGUUGGACUAUGUUUCAGAUUCCAGGGAAAGAAUCAGGAAAACGUGGGACAUAGCAAGAGAUAACUUAAUGGAAGCACAGCAGAAGAUGAAAAAAUACUACGAUUUAGGAGCCAAAUAA
Macrobrachium nipponense is the source of this 1770-nucleotide messenger RNA. RefSeq lists its product as uncharacterized. Gene Ontology annotation, molecular function: zinc ion binding; nucleic acid binding. The transcript has a single exon. Lineage: Eukaryota; Metazoa; Arthropoda; Malacostraca; Decapoda; Palaemonidae. Gene Ontology annotation, biological process: DNA integration. The record is from RefSeq and is a predicted model, not a curated record. The coding region runs from base 1 to 1770 and encodes 589 amino acids.